Messenger RNA from Neopsephotus bourkii (Bourke's parrot), 1071 nucleotides. It is a transcript of the gene YJU2B, whose product is annotated as YJU2 splicing factor homolog B. The coding region runs from base 100 to 1071 and encodes 323 amino acids. Lineage: Eukaryota; Metazoa; Chordata; Aves; Psittaciformes; Psittacidae. The transcript has 9 exons. Gene Ontology annotation, biological process: mRNA splicing, via spliceosome. Gene Ontology annotation, cellular component: U2-type spliceosomal complex; post-mRNA release spliceosomal complex. The record is from RefSeq and is a predicted model, not a curated record.
AGUUCAGACUGGGAGCCCCCCAUUUCCCCCCCUGUUACCUCAGCUCCUCGUCCCCUCGCUCCGUGUCCCCCAGGCCGGUGGCACCAGAGAACCUGCACCAUGGGUGAGCGCAAGGGCACCAACAAGUACUAUCCCCCCGACUUCGACCCGGCCAAGCACCGCUCCCUCAACAAGUACCAUGGGAGCCACCCACUGCGGGAGCGCGCUCGGAAGCUGGCCCAGGGCAUCCUGGUCAUCAGGUUCGAGAUGCCCUUUAACAUCUGGUGCGAUGGCUGCAAGAACCACAUCGGGAUGGGCGUCCGCUACAACGCAGAGAAGAGGAAGGUUGGGAACUACUACACGACGCCCAUCUACAGGUUCCGGAUGAAGUGCCACCUCUGUGUGAACCACAUCGAGCUGCAGACGGAUCCCGCGGGAUGCGACUACGUCAUCGUCAGCGGCGCCCGGCGCAAGGAGGAGCGCUGGGACAUGGCUGAAAACCAGCAGGUGCUGCCCACCGAGCGGGAGGCGCGGGAGCGCCUGGCAUCCGAUGCCAUGUUCCGGCUGGAGCACGGCGCCAAGGACCGGGAGUGCCGGGAGCGGGCGGAGCCGGGGCUGGCGGCGCUGCAGCACUUCCAGAGCCUCUGGAAGGACGACUUCGGGCUCAACUGCCGCCUGCGGAGCCGCUUCCGGGAGCAGAAGCCGCCGCCGGAGCCGCCUCGCCCGGGGCUGGGAAUCGCGCUGCUGCCGGAGGAGCCGCAGGACCGGAGGGUGGCGGCGCUGCUGGCGCUGCGGAGCCCGCUCUCCUACGAGGCCAAGCAGAGGCAGAAGCGCUCCGAGAUCUCGGCCCGGCCCUGGUUCCCCGCCGCUACCGGAGACCCCGCCCGGAAACCGGCGCCGGGAGGGGGGGGUGCGCGGAGCCCCGCCCCCACCCGCAGCACCCUCGGCAUCAUCCGCAGGGGGGACCCCGCCCCCACCCCAAAGCGCGGUGCGGAGCCCCAGGGGGGGGAGGAGGGGGGGGACCGGAGCACCCCCCCGCCCCCCCCGUCCCUGGUCGCCGAUUAUCGCGACUCCAGCUCCGACAGCUCCUGA